This is a messenger RNA of Pezoporus flaviventris, 2346 nucleotides long. It is a transcript of the gene TBX1, whose product is annotated as T-box transcription factor 1. NCBI's taxonomy places the organism in Eukaryota, Metazoa, Chordata, Aves, Psittaciformes, Psittacidae. Gene Ontology annotation, biological process: cell fate specification; positive regulation of DNA-templated transcription; regulation of transcription by RNA polymerase II. Gene Ontology annotation, molecular function: DNA-binding transcription factor activity, RNA polymerase II-specific; RNA polymerase II cis-regulatory region sequence-specific DNA binding. The transcript is spliced from 9 exons. Gene Ontology annotation, cellular component: nucleus. The record is from RefSeq and is a predicted model, not a curated record. Bases 537 to 2066 code for a protein of 509 amino acids.
GGGCCGGCUGGCAACGAUUCCUGGAGACCACUAAGUCGCGACCCCGCCGGGCAGGCUGAGGGGCUCAUCCGUGCCCGGGCUGUCCUCGACGUAGCGCUGCUUCCAGCUGGGGCUUUUACCUAAGGAGCAGGGAAAGAGAAAGGGAUAAAGCUAGGAAACGGUGAGGGCAAGAAAGUCAAGGGCAGCAACCUCGACUCUGCUGGGGUGCUGGGUUGGUUUUUUUUUCUUAAUUUUCAAGGAAGGGGAAAUUUUGUUUCCUCCUGGGGCAGAGGCUGCCCAGAACCGGGCACACCUCUGGGAAGAAGAUGAUGCCUGUUCACAUCAGCCCUUGAACUCCGUGAGGCGGCUUGCAACUCGCGCCAGCGGCUCUUCGCUUUCCUCCGAUAUUGCCCCGAGGUCUCCUAACGAAAUCCAUUCCCCUCCUCCCUGUAUUGCCGCCAGUCGCCGCUGCCGCCGAGCAAGCAGGGAAGGGAGCGCUGGAGGAGCGGCGCGGCGGCCGCAGCGCGCCCGCCCGCCCCGGCUGCCGCCCGCAGAAGAUGCACUUCAGCACCGUCACCAGGGAUAUGGAAGCUAUCUCCAGCCCCUGGCUCACCCAGCUGUCCCAUUUUUGCGAUGUUGCAGCUUUCACGGCCAACAGCCUGAGCAGCCUGAACGCCUCCGGGGGGUACCACCUCUCCCCUUCCCCGGGGGACCCGUACGGACAGCAUGAGCCACCGCACUACGAGCCCUGCACGGCUCAGCAGCAUCCGCACCCGCCGCCACAGCCCCAGCACGGCUACCCCUUCGGCGGGGCGGCGGCGGCGGCAGCCGGGGCCAAUCCGCCGCCCCCAGGCCCCGAGCCGCCCGAGGGCGCCGGGGGAGCUGCCGCGGGGCCGGCCGCCGUCUCGGGUUGCUCCGCGGGGUCGGCCACCGCGGCCAAGGCGCCGGUGAAGAAGAACCCGAAGGUGGCCAACGUGAGCGUCCAGUUGGAGAUGAAGGCGCUGUGGGACGAGUUCAACCAACUGGGCACCGAGAUGAUCGUCACCAAGGCCGGCAGGCGCAUGUUCCCCACCUUCCAGGUGAAGAUAUUCGGGAUGGACCCUAUGGCUGACUACAUGCUCCUCAUGGAUUUCGUCCCUGUGGACGACAAGCGAUACCGGUACGCCUUCCACAGCUCCUCCUGGCUGGUGGCCGGCAAAGCCGACCCCGCCACCCCCGGGAGGGUGCACUACCACCCCGAUUCCCCGGCGAAAGGGGCUCAGUGGAUGAAGCAGAUCGUUUCGUUCGAUAAGCUCAAACUGACCAACAAUUUGCUGGAUGACAACGGGCAUAUCAUUUUGAACUCCAUGCACAGAUACCAGCCGCGUUUUCACGUGGUCUACGUGGACCCCCGGAAAGACAGCGAGAAAUACGCGGAGGAGAACUUCAAAACCUUCGUCUUCGAGGAGACGCGCUUCACAGCCGUGACCGCCUACCAGAACCACCGAAUCACACAGCUGAAGAUCGCCAGCAACCCUUUCGCCAAGGGAUUCAGAGACUGUGACCCUGAGGACUGGCCCAGGAAUCACAGGCCAGGGGCCCUGCCUCUCAUGAGUGCUUUUGCCAGAUCCCGGAAUCCGGUCUCUUCCCCGGCACACCAGAAUGGGACAGAGAAAGAUGCUGCCGAGAGCCGGCGGGAGUUCGAGCGGGAGGCGGCCGGCGGGACGGCGCUGCACGCCGAGGCCGCGCACCAGCAGCUCAUGUCCCGCGUGCUCAGCCCCGCGCUGCCGGGCGGCGGCGGCGGCCUGGUGCCCCUGGGCGGUGCGGGCGGCGGCCGGCCCAGCCCUCCCCACCACGAACUGCGCCUGGAGCCCGCCGCCUCGGAGCCGCUCCACCACCAUCCCUACAAGUACCCGCCGGCGGCGGCCGCCGCCUAUGACCACUACCUGGGGGCGAAGAGCCGGCCCGCGCCUUACCCCCUCCCCAGCAUCCGCGGGCACAGCUACCACCACCACCACCACCAUCACCACCACCACAUGAACGCGGCGGCCGCCAACAUGUACUCGUCGUCCGGCGCGCCCGCCAGCUACGACUACGGGCCCAGAUAACGGGGCCGCCGGCGGCGCGAGAGACUGGCAGCGCCCGCGCCUUCCGCGACCGUUACCGUCCUUUCCCCCCCUUCCCGCCUUUCCCCCUCUCCCCGCCUCACGAGUGAGCUGAUAGGCCAGCCUGUCCUCAUCGACACCCGCAGAGACCAAUCGCAGGAAGCCGGAGCCGCCGUCCCGCUCCCCACCCGUCGGCGGGCCGCGAGGCGGUGUGUGGUGAGGGGCCGGGUGCUGCCCGCCGCGGUGUGACCCCGCAGCUGCACUUUGAUAAAUGAAGCCAUAU